AUGGAAGAGCAAUUACAUCCAGCUGUUUCAACAGUUUCAACUGAAGACGACGUUGUUUUAGAAAGUAAAAGUUCAUCAAACUCCCCAAAAGAACAACCAAUUUCAGAUGAAAGUAAAAGCUUUGUCACUUUAAAGAAUAAAAUAGAAGAUACCCUUAAAGAUUUUAAACUUCAAGAAGCUGCUCCAGUAUCUGUCGUUUCUUUCAUUGGAUUUUCUCAGUCAGAAACAACUUCGAAACUUCAUUUAAUUGCAAACGCUAUAGUAGAAAAGAAUGUAUUUGGUCAGAUACCUAAUGAAAAAACUAAUUCUAAUCGACCGAAAGGAGCUAUUUUGUUGAUAUCAAAUGGGAAUAAUUGCGGACUAUGGAUGUAUUGUGAUGCAUCCAAGAAUAUCGUGUAUUUACUUAUCGAUUCAGUUAAUGAAAGCGAAACCAUGUUACAACUUUGGGAAACUUCUCGGUUAACAAUUGAAACCGAGCAAGAUUUUCAAAAUUGGAUAUGGAAACACGAACACGUUUAUUUACGAAUGCUCGUAUUUAUGUUUAUGCUAUCUCACGUAGUGGUGUUCACGCAACCAAUAUCUAAACUAGAUGGAAAUAUGGUCUCACUUCUCAAAACAAUACAUUCAGUUAAAAGACAUAUUUUACCUCAUGCAACCAAUUUUUUGAAUUUGUGCUGGCAGAGUUUUGAAAUACCAUCCCCUUAUGGGUCAUAUUCUAAUGGUGUAUACAGUGGAAGAGGGUGGACGGCGCAGGGUGGUGUGACGGCACCUGGGCGUUGUGUUCCUUUUCUUCUUUUCUUAUUUCAAGAGGUGCAAUUGUCUAUUUCUUCAACUGAUGGACACAAAACAGAUUCUAUUCAUGAUAAGGCACCUUCAGGUAGUAUUAAAAGGAUCAAAGAAUCCUUGCAGGCUCGUAUUCGGUUCUUAUUUCGUGCAUGUCACCUUAUGCAAACUAGUGAUAUACAUGCACCAUUCGACGGCCGUCAACUAUUUACUCUUCCUCCCCCUUCCAGUCAGUUUUUCGUACAUCUAAUUACACGUGGUUCUACUGGCAAUUUAUUAUCGUCCGAUUCAAUAACUCCUUUAAUGUCUAAAGCUCAAGAGAAUAAGAUUGAUAUUGAUUAUUUACUAAGAAAACGAAAAUUAGAGUCCCGGGGCGCUGAACAUUUUGAAAUUAAAUUGUUGAGAGAAUUUGCACAUAGUUGGGUUAAAUGGACUGUUAAUGGAUACUCAAGAAAUUUUGUUAAACGAGGGAUGCCACCAAGCGAGCUCCCUAAUGUCAGCCAAUGGAUGUCUGGAUGUAUUGCGUUACAAGAGUUAUUAUUUGGACAACUUGGGAAAGAAAUUUUAGAUCGAAAAGAACGAAAAAGUUUUAGUGCUGUUGAUGAUAUUCUUCAGAGACGUUUGAAAGACUGUUUGCAAGUGGAUAAUAGAUUUUCAGCGGGUCAUUGUUCUCAAGCUUUGAGGAAGGCAAUUGAUAACUAUUCGUUGGAAUCUCCUGCUUAUUACAAUAAACAAUAUCAUGAAAUGAAGCUAGAGCACGCCAUUCGGUUUUUCAUGUCAACUACACGUGGACCAUGCGUUCAAGAUUAUGUUCAAAAACUAAGAAAUGAAUGUCAAAGCAUUUGGGAAAAUGGAAGACAAAAAGGUGAAAAGGAGGUAUACAGAAGCCAUGAUUAUGUACCUGGAGUAAGUGUUUGCUUUAAUCUCAAAUUAUAG
Funneliformis geosporum is the source of this 1719-nucleotide messenger RNA. Lineage: Eukaryota; Fungi; Glomeromycota; Glomeromycetes; Glomerales; Glomeraceae. The record is from the annotation of a GenBank genome assembly.